Messenger RNA from Drepanopeziza brunnea f. sp. 'multigermtubi' MB_m1, 357 nucleotides. The record is from RefSeq and is a predicted model, not a curated record. NCBI's taxonomy places the organism in Eukaryota, Fungi, Ascomycota, Leotiomycetes, Helotiales, Drepanopezizaceae.
AUGUCGCUGCCCCUGCCCGUCGAGAUCAUCUUCGCUACUUGCCGCUUCGUCUCUAGCAUCUACACUACCCACACUCCAUUCUACCUCCUUCACCUCCCCCACGCAUCCUUCCUUCACCUCACGCUUCAAGUCAUCAACGCGCUAUCGACAUAUCUCAUUACGUAUCUUCGUAUCCAUGUAUAUCCAUAUGUUCCACAAGUCCCAGGUCCCAAUGUCACUCCCGACGAACCUUCUUCCAGUGCAACAACACCCCCCGGAUCCCACCGCCUUCCAGAGAAGCGGACGAACUCCUCCCCCCGAGCUCACGAACUAUCCGCCGUCCACGCCUACUCUGUAUACGUCGUACGGCAUGAGUAG